This is a messenger RNA of Cyclopterus lumpus (lumpfish), 720 nucleotides long. RefSeq names its product empty spiracles homeobox 3 (gene emx3). Gene Ontology annotation, biological process: central nervous system development; neuron differentiation; regulation of DNA-templated transcription. Gene Ontology annotation, molecular function: DNA binding; DNA-binding transcription factor activity, RNA polymerase II-specific. The coding region runs from base 1 to 720 and encodes 239 amino acids. NCBI's taxonomy places the organism in Eukaryota, Metazoa, Chordata, Actinopteri, Perciformes, Cyclopteridae. The record is from RefSeq and is a predicted model, not a curated record. The transcript is spliced from 3 exons.
AUGUUCCACCACGUUAACGGCAAGAAGUGCUUCAGCAUCGAGUCUCUGGUCGGGAAGGAGGCGAGCGGCCACCCCGGCUCCGGGGACGAGCUCAUCCGGCCCACGGCGCUCCGGUUCCCGGAGUCCCUGCACCCCCCGGGGGUCUUCGGCUCCUGCUUCCAGGGGAGCGGAGGGAGGACUUUAUACUCGGCCGGGCCGGACAUGUUGCUCCAGGAGUCCGGGACGCACGCGCACAGCCCCGGCGCGCUGCACCCGCUGCAGAUGCCCCCGCAGAGCUUCUUCAGCCCGCACCGGGAGGCGCUGAGCUUCUACCCCUGGGUGCUGCGGAGCCGGUACCUGGGCCACCGGUUCCAAGGAGACGACGGCGGGCCGGAGAACCUGCUCCUCCACGGCCCGUUCUCCAGGAAGCCCAAAAGGAUCCGGACCGCCUUCUCCCCGUCUCAGCUGCUCCGCCUGGAACGGGCCUUCGACAAGAACCACUACGUAGUGGGAGCAGAGAGGAAGCAGCUGGCCAGUGGGCUGUGCCUAACGGAAACACAGGUGAAGGUCUGGUUUCAGAACCGCAGGACGAAGCACAAGCGUCAGAAGUUGGAGGAGGAGUCUCCUGAAGCUCAGAUGAAGAGGAAAGGAAGUCAGCACAUCAACCGCUGGAGAGCAGCCACACACCAGCCGGGGGGGGAGGGGGGGGGGGAGGACGUGGACGUCCUCAGUGAGGACUAG